This is a messenger RNA of Lithohypha guttulata, 1524 nucleotides long. RefSeq lists its product as uncharacterized. Gene Ontology annotation, cellular component: cytoplasm. The transcript is spliced from 2 exons. Gene Ontology annotation, molecular function: zinc ion binding; ubiquitin protein ligase activity. The record is from RefSeq and is a predicted model, not a curated record. Bases 1 to 1524 code for a protein of 507 amino acids. Lineage: Eukaryota; Fungi; Ascomycota; Eurotiomycetes; Chaetothyriales; Trichomeriaceae.
AUGGAACCAGUAAAAGAGGAAAGUGCAAACCUCGAUGUCAAUGCUUUCAACCAAAACUCUCAGACUGCGUCAGACUAUAUCACAGAGCAGUUGGCUCUCGAGGCCGACGCGAAAGAAAUCCUACCCUACAAAUUCGACAAAUGCACACAAGCGCUUGGACCACUGCGACAGAGCAUUUUCGCCUGUUUGACCUGUAGUCCGCCUCCAGCCUCUCCAGCUCAAGCGUACGCGCCAGCUGGCUUAUGCUAUGGUUGCUCGAUAUCCUGUCAUGGCGAUCACAAUCUGGUCGAACUGUUCAAGAGACGGAACUUUGUUUGCGAUUGCGGCACAACACGUACCCCCGACUCAUCGCCAUGCAUUCUACGAGUCGAUUCAGCGACUGGCGAAAGAGGAGUCAAGGCACAAGAACCUGCGAAAGGGAACACUUACAACCACAACUACCAGAACCACUUCUGUGGUUGUGGCGAAGAGUACAACCCAGACACCGAGAAGGGUACUAUGUUUCAAUGUGUCGGGCUGGGUUCCGUCGAGUCUGGAGGCUGCGGCGAGGACUGGUGGCAUCCAGAGUGCUUGAUGGGCUUGCCUCGAGAUUGGCUUGCUAAGGGUCUCUCGAGGCCGAGAGAAGAGAAAAAACCAGAAGCUAACAACGAGGAAGUCGAGCCAGAACACCCUGUGCCCGAUGGCUUUCCAGAAGACGACGACUUCUCAGCUCUGAUAUGUUACAAAUGCGUCGAAGCUAAUCCAUGGAUCCAACGAUAUGCAGGAACUGAUGGAUUUUUACCUCCUGUCCUGAGACGCGACGCACAAGCGAGUGGUACUACACAAGUUGCAGCCACUGCAAGUCUUAAGAGGAAGGCGUCUGACGAAGACAUGCCAAGAUCUACCAGUCCUUCGAAACGCCUUAGAGAUGAGAGGUUGCCCGAGGCCCUGAAGGGAGAAUCGAACACAGCCACAUUAGAAGCUGAAGAUACAACGUUGAACACAAACACGACGGCAGACGUCCUUGGUCCACCAUCAACAACUCUCGAGUCGAGACAUAAGCACGACAGCUUACCUCCUGCGCCCGCGGGUACAUUCUCAAUCCUCUGCAAGGAAGAUUUCAGAGACAGGUUCUGCCACUGUCCUCAGUGCUUUCCGGAUCUCAUCCCACACCCACAACUUCAAGAAGAGGAGGAUGAAUAUGAACCUUCAAUAUCUGACACUGCCGAAUCAGUCGCUGGCGGCGGAUCAGGUACACGAAGUGUCGGCACUGGUAGUCUCCUAGAUCGAGGGGAGGCUGCCCUCAACACAAUGGACAGAGUGAAAGCCAUUGAAGGUGUAAUGGUCUACAACCAUCUGAAAGAUAAAGUCAAGGAGUUCCUCAAGCCAUAUGCAGAAAGUGGGGAAGCCGUAAGUGCUGAGGAUAUCAAGAGCUAUUUUGAAAAGUUGAGAGGUGAUCAGGAAGCCGUCAAGGAAGCUAGUCAGAAACCCGUCGCAGGCGAUGGUGUUGAUGGCGAUAGUCGCAGGGAACAAGGUGGCUACUAG